GAGAGAAUAUAUGUGGUUAUGACCCAGACCGCCCACAUCAUGGACACAGCAAGCUCCCAAUACAUCACAGCAAGCUCCCAAUACAUCACAGCAAGCUUCUCAUUUAGACUACAUCAAUGUUCUAAGUGUCCGGGGGACACAGCGUACCAUUGUGUAUCGUGUCCAUGUGAUCUGUGUCCCCAGUGUAAAGAGAACCAUGUAAAAGAUCUCCAAACAAUAGACCAUGAUGUUGUGUCACACCGUGAUAAAAUCAACUACAUCCCAACACAAGAGAUCUGUGUGAGACAUCCUAGCCAUUUUUAUACAAAGUACUGUGAACUUUGUCAAGUUCCUGUGUGUGAUUCUUGUUCCGAGGACCAAUUGCACCGAUUUAGAAGUGUUCUCUAUGGCCAAGGACAGCACGAAAUACUGGAUAUACAAACAGCCUAUAAAACAAAGCGACAACAACACAGAGGAACCAUUCACACCAUCAGAAGUGAGGCUCUCUUUUACAGACCUGUUCUCCUGACAGGAAUCAAAGCUGAUGUCAAAACCUGUCACACAGAAUUCUCCCUCCUUCAAUCAGAGAUGUUAACAAAGGCCCAGAGACUGAAGGAUCUCAUUGACAAAGUGGUAAAUGAUCUAUUGAACAAUGUGUUAUGUUACUUUGAUUUCAAACACAGAUGUAAAAAACAAAAGAUAAAAAUGAUCAGACAUAUUGUCAGACUAAGGAGAUAUGAACACAGAUAUGUACAGCCAGCAUUCACAUUCAGUGCGCUACAAUUCCUCUCCUUCACAAAGACAGCCCUCCCCCAGAUACAUCUUACACUCCACACCAGCCAGCUCUCCAUGACUGAGUCACUCAACAAGGAGGAUGUGAUGGAGUCACUGAGUGCAAUCCAAAUCACAGAGAGAGGAAACCGACGCGUAGGAAACCAGUGUCUGCUGAAACUGACGUCUGGUGCUGAGCUCCAUCAAUCUCUCACACUGACAGGUGUUGGUCGUUGUUUACACAUUUCCCAUGUGACAUCAGACCGGGUCUGGGUCAGUGAUGAUAAAUACAAUCUCAUGUUGACAGACACAACAGGUGUCCCUCUACAUCGUGUGGAGGAUUCAUGUAGUGGUUAUGGAUUACACACAGUGAACAGUGAGAGUGAACUGAUUUAUAUAGAUAGGAAAUAUAACAUCAACAAACUGUCAAAGGAUAUGAAAACAAUCACCACAUUUAUAGAGAGAACAGACUCUACAUGGGAACCAUGGUGUGUGUACUGGUCCCCGUCCACUGGGGAUCUACUGGUCGGGAUGUAUAGGACAGGGACAGGCAAGGUAACCCGGUACAACCAGAGUGGACAACUCACACAAACCAUACAGAACCACAACACAGGACGGGGACUGUAUAGUAGACCUCUCUAUAUAACAGAGAACAACAAUGGGGAUGUCGUGGUGUCUGACUAUUGGUCUGAUGCUGUAGUGGUGACAGAGCGUGGAGGAAGACAUCGUUUCUCCUACACAGGACCUCCAUCAGGAUCAGGACUAUGGCCAUGUGGAAUCUGUACUGACGCGCUGUCACACAUCCUGGUGUGUGAUGAUAUAACCGACACAGUACAGAUGAUAAAUAAGGACGGUCAGUUCCUGUCACAUCUACUGACAGAAUCACAAGAGAUGGGUUAUCCACGGAGCCUGAGUUAUGAUGUCAACACUCACCGUCUCUGGGUCGGAUCACUGGACAACAACAAGGUGUGUGUCUACAGGUAUAUCACCAGACAGGACGCUCCGACAGACAAACACAGACCCCGUCCUGAUGGAGACACUCAAUACACGACACAUCCUCACAACACAACUCAUCAACUUAACGAAGAUGAACACAGACCCCGUCCUGAUGGGGACACCAUGUCCAGCUCAACACCAGCCGUAUAAUGGAGAUAGCUUGGAUAUUGACAGACAAGCUGCUUUUCAAACGCCUUCAGGGGGAGACAGAGGAAAACCUUCCCGGAUUAUCCAUAAUUCCAAUGGAGUUACAGAAGCCAAAUAAUUACCGGUCAUCAACGGACUUUGUGUUCUGUGCGUGAACUCUACAUAAACGUUUCAUGAAUGGACUCUGUAUCUGUGUAGGUGAACAAAAAUAACGCGUCAUCAAUGGACACUGUUGCUGUGUAUGUGAAAUCUGCACAAAAAUAACGCUUCAUCAAUAGACUUUGUAUCUGUAUAGGUGAAAUCUGCAUAUAUAACGCGUCCUCAAUAGACUCUGUUUCUAUGUGUGUGAAAUCUGCAUAUAUAACGCAUCCUCAAUAGACUCUGUUUCUGUGUGUGUGAAC
Magallana angulata is the source of this 2294-nucleotide messenger RNA. RefSeq lists its product as uncharacterized. The record is from RefSeq and is a predicted model, not a curated record. Gene Ontology annotation, biological process: positive regulation of DNA-templated transcription. The transcript has 5 exons. Gene Ontology annotation, cellular component: chromatin; nucleoplasm. NCBI's taxonomy places the organism in Eukaryota, Metazoa, Mollusca, Bivalvia, Ostreida, Ostreidae. The coding region runs from base 19 to 1896 and encodes 625 amino acids. Gene Ontology annotation, molecular function: zinc ion binding; ubiquitin-protein transferase activity.